AACUGUUAGCCUCAUGCUAAGAGCGGUGACUGGCUGUUGCUUCUACGCCUCUCUUGUCCCCUACCGUUCGGCGUGUGUGCCCCCCUAAACAUGGCGGCCGUUAGAGUCUUGUGUCGAGCCGAUACUUUAAAACACCUGUCCCGUCCUUGCAGAGCCGCCUUCAACUUUGACAAGCGUCCAUUGAGCAAGACAUGCAGCUGCUACAUUUCUACCUCCAACCAGAGAAGUUCACAGUUCUACUCCAAUCCGACAGAUGCGGUCAAAGACAUCCCGGACGGAGCAACUGUACUGGUGGGAGGCUUUGGAUUAUGUGGCAUCCCUGAGAAUCUCAUCAGCAGUUUACUGAAGACCGGCGUGAAGGGUCUCACUGCAGUCAGCAACAAUGCCGGAGUGGAUAACUUCGGCCUGGGUCUGCUCCUUCAGACCAAGCAGAUCAAGAGAAUGAUCUCAUCUUACGUCGGGGAGAAUGCAGAGUUUGAGCGACAGUAUCUAUCUGGAGAGUUGGAGGUGGAACUGACUCCACAGGGCACCCUAGCAGAGAGAAUCCGAGCUGGGGGUGCAGGGAUUCCUGCGUUUUUCACCGCUACCGGCUAUGGCACUUUGAUCCAGGAAGGAGGAUCGCCUAUUAAGUACAACAAGGAUGGCAGCAUUGCCAUUGCCAGUAAAAAACGCGAGGUGCAGGAGUUUAAUGGCAGACACUACAUUAUGGAGGAGGCCAUCACUGGAGACUUUGCACUGAUCAAGGCAUGGAAAGCUGACAGGGCUGGAAAUGUUGUUUUCAGGAAAACAGCCAGAAAUUUCAACCAGCCCAUGUGCAAGGCAGCCAAAACCACCAUAGUUGAGGUAGAAGAAGUGGUGGAUGUUGGGACUUUUGCUUCAGAGGACAUCCACAUCCCAAGUAUCUACGUUCACAGAAUUGUCCAGGGAGGCAGCUAUGAAAAGAGGAUUGAGAAACGCACAGUUCAGAAAAGCCAAGAGGAGAAGCCCAAACCAAAGAAAGAUUCCGAUAUUGUUCGGGAAAGGAUAAUUCGCCGUGCAGCUUUGGAGUUUGAGGAUGGGAUGUAUGCUAACCUUGGUAUUGGCAUCCCCAUGUUGGCCAGCAAUUUCAUCAAACCAGACAUCACUGUGCAUCUGCAAAGCGAAAAUGGCAUUUUAGGAUUGGGCCCAUACCCCUCUGACACUGCAGUAGAUGCAGACCUGAUUAAUGCUGGCAAGGAGACUGUCACAGUGCUCCCUGGAGCUGCCUAUUUUUCCAGCGAUGAGUCAUUUGCCAUGAUCCGAGGUGGUCACAUCAACCUGACAAUGCUGGGAGCCAUGCAGGUGUCAAAGUUUGGAGACCUUGCCAACUGGAUGAUUCCGGGUAAGAUGGUGAAAGGAAUGGGUGGAGCGAUGGAUUUGGUGGCCAGUGCUGGAACCAAGGUCGUGGUCACCAUGGAGCACUCAGCAAAGGGGGGUAAACAUAAGAUAUUGGACAAGUGCCUCCUCCCUCUGACGGGAAAGCAGUGUGUGGAUCGGAUCAUCACAGAAAAGGCCGUGUUUGAUGUGCAUAAGACUAAAGGUCUUACCCUGAUAGAAGUGUGGGAGGGACUCACUCCAGACGACAUCAAGGUGUGCACCGGUACAGAUUUUGAGGUGUCUCCCAACCUGAGGCCAAUGCAGCAGAUCUAGAAGUGUAUAUCUCAUCGUGUGUUAAGGUUGAAGACCCACGAGCCUAAAGACAGGUCAAAGCGCUUUUUUAUUAAACGGCAAGCAAUCAGAAGGAUUUGUCAUCAAACAAUUGUAUAUCAUUAAUUCCUGCCGCAGAAUAAUCUUUCUGAAGGUGCUUCUAGAGCAGAGAUUAUUCUUUUCAUGUCAGUCGAAGUAAAACCGAAGUAGUGCUUAUGCUGCAGUAAAACUUGAAAGAACUAUUUACUUUUAUUCAAAAGGGAGUAAACGAAAGUGUGCUCUGUCUCAGGUGAGCCGUAAUUCGGCAUGCAAUGAAAUGUCAAUGUAGCAAGCAUGUAUAUGUAUAUAUACUUAUAUAUGUUUAGUAUUUAUAUAUACUUAUAUAUGUUUAGUAUUUAUAUAUACUUAUAUAUGUAUAUAUACUUAUAUAUGUUUAGUAUUUAUAUUUAUAUAUACUUAUAUAUGUUAAGUAUGUAUAUAUACUUAUAUACAGUAUGUUAAGUAUGUAUAUGUGUAUAUACCUACAUAUGUUAAGUAUGUAUAUGUAUAUAUACUUAUAUAUGUUAAGUAUGUAUAUACAGUAUAUACUUGUAUAUGUUAAGUAUGUAUAUGUAUACAUACUUAUAUGUUAAGUAUGUAUAUGUAUAUAUACUUAUAUAUGUUAAGUAUGUAUAUAUAUACUUACUGUAUAUAUGUUAAGUGGGGAUAGGUUGAUUGGCAACACAAAAUUGGCCCUAGUGUUUGAAUGUGAGUGUGAAUGUUGUCUGUCUAUCUGUGUUGGCCCUGCGAUGAGGUGGCGACUUGUCCAGGGUGUACCCCGCCUUCCGCCCGAUUGUAGCUGAGAUAGGCGCCAGCGCCCCCCGCGACCCCAAAAAAGGGAAUAAGCGGUAGAAAAUGGAUAUAUAUGUUAAGUAUGUAUAUGCAUAUAUACUUUUAUAUGUUAAGUAUGUAUAUAUACUUAUAUAUGUUAAGUAUGUAUAUGUAUAUAUACUUAUAUAUGUUAAGUAUGUAUAUGUAUAUAUACUUAUAUAUGUUAAGUAUGUAUAUGUAUAUAUACUUAUAUAUGUUAAGUAUGUAUAUGUAUAUAUACUUAUAUAUGUUAAGUAUGGAUGGAUAUAUAUAUAUAUAUAUACUUAUAUAUUUUAAGUAUGUCUAUGUAUAUACACUUAUAUAUUUUAAGUAUGUCUAUGUACAUACAGUGUAUACUUAUAUAUGUUAAGUAUAUACAAGUGUACAUACUUAUAUAUGUUAAGUAUGUGUAUGUAUAUAUAUUCAUAUUUGUUAAGUAUGUAUAUGUGUAUAUACUUAUACAUGUUAAGUAUGUAUAUAUAUAUUUAUAUAUGUCAAGUAUGUAUAUAUAUAUAUGUAUACUUAUAUAUAUUAAGUAUGUGUAUAUAUAUACUACUAUAUGUUAAGUAUGUAUAUGUAUGUAUACUUAUAUAUGUUAAGUAUGUAUAUGUAUGUAUACUUAUAUAUGUUAAGUAUGUAUAUGUGUGUAUACUUAUAUAUUUUAAGUAUGUAUAGGUAUAUAUACUUAUAUAUGUUAAGUAUGUAUAGGUAUAUAUACUCAUAUAUGUUAUGUAUAUGUAUAUAUACAUAUAUUUGUUAAGUAUGUAUAUGUAUACGGAGCGUGUAAGUAGCUCAGUCACCUGUCAGAUUGUACAAAAAUUGAAAUGUAAGCCAAAUACGCAAAAAAAAACAAUAAAACCAAGCCCUAAUUUUCUGUCUCAAGUCCAGUCUGCUUCUGAUUUUGUGUAAGCAAUAAAAUGUUUCUGUUGUCCAAA
Nerophis ophidion (straightnose pipefish) is the source of this 3449-nucleotide messenger RNA. It is a transcript of the gene oxct1a, whose product is annotated as 3-oxoacid CoA transferase 1a. NCBI's taxonomy places the organism in Eukaryota, Metazoa, Chordata, Actinopteri, Syngnathiformes, Syngnathidae. Gene Ontology annotation, cellular component: mitochondrion. Gene Ontology annotation, molecular function: succinyl-CoA:3-oxo-acid CoA-transferase activity. Gene Ontology annotation, biological process: ketone body catabolic process. The record is from RefSeq and is a predicted model, not a curated record. The coding region runs from base 91 to 1668 and encodes 525 amino acids. The transcript has 17 exons.